Molecule: messenger RNA, 2760 nt
Organism: Epinephelus moara (kelp grouper)
Lineage: Eukaryota; Metazoa; Chordata; Actinopteri; Perciformes; Serranidae
Product: olfactory receptor 52N5-like
Exons: 2
Coding region: 78-1007 (309 amino acids)
Biological process (GO): G protein-coupled receptor signaling pathway
Cellular component (GO): membrane
Molecular function (GO): G protein-coupled receptor activity; olfactory receptor activity
Source: RefSeq, a predicted model, not a curated record
UUGUGCUUUGAUAAUAAAAGUAUUUCUACAGGAGAAGGAGACUGAUUUCAAAAAAGUCUUUAAUCAGUUUAAACAGAAUGGAAAGCAACGUGACAGGUGAUAUCCUGAGGAUCCAAGGCUUUGACAUUUCUCCAGAGUUCACCUAUCCGCUGUUUUUCUUACUGCUGUUUGUUUACUUCACCCUGCUUUUUUCCAACAUAGGAGUCCUUGUGCUUAUCAUCACUGAGAAGAGUUUGCACCAGCCCAUGUACAUUCUUUUUUGUAACCUGUCUGUCAAUGAUCUAAUAGGUAACACAGUCCUGCUGCCUCAGCUGAUGGCUCACAUCAUUUCAACCGAACGCUUUAUCACCUAUAACCAAUGUGUGGUUCAAGCCUUUCACAGCCACACAUUCGGAUCAGCCUCACAUAUGAUUCUCAUCAUUAUGGCCAUAGACAGAUAUGUGGCGAUAUGUCAUCCCUUAAGGUACAGGUCAAUUAUGACUACCAAAGCUGUGAUUGGGCUGUCAGCGAGUGCGUGGGGGGUGUCCUUGCUGCUGGUGUCUGUUUUGAUUGGUCUCACAGUGAGACUAUCCCGCUGUAGAUCGGUUAUACAAAAUGCUUACUGUGACAACGCGUCACUGUUCAAGCUUUCUUGCGAGGAUGUGUCCAUCAACAACAUCUAUGGACUCUUUUUCACUGUGCUGCUGUUCAGUUGCUCAAUGGGAGGCAUCGCUGCCACCUAUUUCAAAAUAGCUCUCAUCUGCCUGGUCAAGAAAAACAAAGAGUUGCAAAACAAAGCAAUUCAAACUUGCGCCAGCCACCUUGUCCUUUAUCUUAUUAUGCUCUGGUCGGGGUUUCUAACAAUCAUACUGCAUCGAUUCCCAAAUUACCCAGAUUUAAGAAAGAUUGCUUACAUUUUAUUUCAUGUGAUUCCUGCUAAUUUAAACCCAAUUAUUUAUGGGAUGCAGACAAGGUCAUUACGUGAUAAAAUUAUCCAAAUACUGCAAAGAAAAGUGACUCCAACCUGAUACCAUUCUUUUUUCUGUACAUACUUUGCAACUUUGAGCAUAAAGACACACUAACUGUUUUAACUUGUCCUAAAGCCUGUCUGUAUCUGGAACUCAAAACAUGUUUUAUACCCAGAUAUCUGUUUCAAUUGAAGCAGUUCCUCCAUUUUAAUUUUAGUUGCAGUUCUUUCUGCAUGCACGUAGAUGCACAGUCUUUGUCUUCUGUUACCAGAUCCCAUGUGGUUUGUGGAUACAUUCAGACUAUUUGCAAGUCAAAUUAUCAUCACAAAGUGUGAAGACAAUAGGGUGAGUGUCUCUGGCCCCUGUGUGCAUGGAGCCCAGUAGCAAGCUCUCUACCAACCUCUUGUGUCUCAGUGCUAGAAUAGCAUGAGAGUCACUAAAAUCACAAUUUCCACUGACCUUGCCCAAAGUGUUCCUGUCAUGAGGAGCAUCCAUGAGCAUAAGAUUACUGAUUUUCAUGUUUGUUUUUACUGAGUUGCAGGGAUUAUGGUAAUGCUUCAUGUUGUGUCAUCACAUUUAAACUCAGAAUAAGAUGUCAUCAUUGUGUGUCACUACACUACAACAAUACAAUGCAAAAAAAAAAACCCUUUACUUGUUCAUAUGAUAUUGUGCAUACAACUGUAUAAGCUUGUAACAAUACCCAACACACUCACACUCGUUGGUGCUAAAACUCCAAAGGUUUGUUUUAUUUUAUUCAGAAUAUCCAAGAUUAACAGCUAUUUGUUUUUUGACCUGUUAAUAUGGAUCAAUGAUUUAAUUUCAGAAAAAAUUUAUUUGGAUAGUCUGCCAAUAGAUGGUUUAUAGAGUAUUUAGAAUGUUUCAAUAGCUUAUCAGCCAAUAAUUGAUUAUUUCGCUUUGUCUGCAGAUGUAGAUGUAGAUGAACAGAUCAUCUGUAGAGUAUAUGUGACACUUCAUGAACAUACAUAUUAUCAGUUGAACCUGAACUAUUCAUUCAACCAUUCACUCAAGUUCAACAAUAGUAUUCUGCGACUAUACUCGUGAAUUUUCUUUUAAAAUCUAUAGGUAGACAUAUAUGGAGAAGUCAAAACAGUUGAAUUGUUGAAUCUCAAUUAAUGAGCCAUUGAAAUGUUACAAACUAUCUGCCAGCGGACUAUCCAAAUAAAGUGUUACCCUGAAGAACAAUUUUCCACCUGACAGUACACAUUUAUCGUUUCGUUUUUCCAAAUCAAAACUGAUUUAUAGCAAACUACUGCAGAUGAAGCAUUCUGUUUUCCCUCGGGUUCAGAUUAAAGAGUCAUAGCCCAUUUUGUAACAUUAAGACCAGGGAUAAUACACAUCAAGAGCCAAGCAAAUGUUGAUGGUCCAGGGGAUUUAAGGGAUAAUCCAUGUGAGCUACCCUGAGACGCUGUUUUCUCCUGCUCUGAUUUUAUGUUCUUGCUUGCCUGGUUUUUAUCUCUGUAAUAUAUUGACUCCUCUGUAAAGUUGGAUGAUUCUCUCUCAUUAUCUGGUUCAUGUCAUGAGAGUAAAAUUACAUCUUUUCUACCUCCUCCUGAAGUAUAUUACAGUCUACUAUAUACAAAUCACAUUUAUUAUUACCUCAUACUAAUGUGUCUGUUUACGUAUUUAUAUAAAAAAAAAUCAAUCUAAUAGCUAAAAUAAAGCCACAUUUCCAGUUUUUCUAGAAAUAUAAAAUUAAACUGGAACCCGAUGUUCUCUGUCAUGGCAUUAUCAGAGCAACAAUAGUCUGUCCAGUGUGUUGUUUGUUUCAUCGUUGUCCUUUUGUACUGUAUUA